GUUCAAAUAUUCAAAAACUCCUCUGUUUUUGCUCUUGAUUCUGUUAUAAAUUUUUACUUUUACCCAAAAUAUGACAACUAGAACAGUAGAUUUUAACUCAACAGCCUAUGCUAAGACAAAGAGCUUCAUCGCAAAAGAAAAUGUUGCAUCCAUAGCGAGAGCCAAAGAAAGUAGGAAACAAGUUUCUGUUCCACCUUCAGGGGUAAAAAGUUCGUGGACGCCUCAAAAACAAGAGUUGAAUGAGAAGUUGUUUGAAGAAAGGAAAGAAUUGGUCGGUAACUGGUUUGAUAGAUGGUCAGACCCUCAGAGAAGAACCGUCCUAGAUAUCUUGGUAUCCAAGUGCAAGCAACCACAGUUACAAUAUAUCUUCUCCUUACUUGAUGCCCAUAUACCAGUAACCCAUGUAGACUUCACAAGGAAGUUACCAAGGGUGAUAACAGUCUAUAUAUUUUCAUAUCUGGAUCCUAGGAGCUUAUGUCGGUGUGCUCAAGUUUGUUGGUAUUGGAAGUAUUUGUCUGAGUUGGAUGAAAUAUGGAUGCCAAAAUGUCUGAAAUUCAACUGGGUGUUGCCAUUUGUUCCGAGUCCAUUUGAGCAUGGUGUUUGGAAACGCCAUUACCUAGAGUCAGUCAAAGGGCUUCAGUAUGUAAGACCAAAGUCGCCUCCAUCUGUAACAUUCCAAAGUAUUAGUCGAGAAACUGAAAGGAAAAGCCAAAGCCUGACAAACCUAAGUAGUACAAAAAAAGCUAUGAAAAAGGGAAGCAGUACAGACUUACCCCCUUGGAAAGGAACAGACAAUAAACCUAAUGAAAUUAUUAGAAAAGCAUCAAGAGAAGGACCUUUAAUAGGGUGCAGACGAUGCCACAUGUCAACACACACAAAUGACGAUGAGCACAGCCACCCAGAAAACAUUAAGAAGACAAGUACAAUGCCUAAAACAAAACCAAGAAUAAGACCUGCAUUGGCAUCUUUCGCUCCCGAAGCUGAAAGUACAAGUACAAAGUUGGAUUCCCGGACAGGACGACCUGACUGGGCCGUACAGUCCACGAUAUCUCCUGUAACCGCGAAACGUCCUCCGCCUCCUGUUGUAAGACCGUCUGCUGAAGCACUUGGCAAGAGAAGAGAGGCCAGACAUCCACCAUCUCAAGACUUGUUUCCCACUCAGCCCUGGGCAAGACCUCCCGACUACGAUUCAGACGAAAAUUCAAUAUAAUGAAGCACUAAUAAGUUUCUAAACGAUAAUCGUAAAUGUAAAAAUGCGUACCGCCUAAAAUAAUAUUCUAUCUGUAGAUAGUAUGAACGUGAAAAUUGGUGGUAAGACAACAUUAGACGGUAAUUAAAAUUAGUAUGAGCGGGGCGAGACCGGGGAUUUACCUUCUCGUGCACACUAACUACAAACUCUUAGCCGCUUUCCAACGAAAAAUCGAAGGUCGCAAGUUUGAUUAACGGUAGCCAAAACGCCAAACGUUCUGGAGUCGGCAGGUCACAGAAACAUGACAAGGCCGGCUAAAACAGCGUGAAAGCACAGGGAGACGGGAAAUUAAACGCAUAUUUCAACAGUUUUAUCGAUUUUAACAUGGCACUAACGGGUAGCAGCCGUAUCCUCAACAAUUUUAUACAAACAGCAAAUCUUUCUGCGGGAACCGCGAGAAAUAGGUACCUUUUAGGGUUCAUUUUCAAAACGCUCUGUUUUAUCUGUAUAUCAAGAGAAUAUGAAUAUGGCAAGCCAAACAGGACAAAAGUAUGGUGACAUCAAAAUCACAUGUUGAGAAUAAUGCAUCACUGUACGAGAAUAAAAAAUUGCUAUGCGA
This is a messenger RNA of Actinia tenebrosa (Australian red waratah sea anemone), 1808 nucleotides long. RefSeq names its product F-box only protein 16. The record is from RefSeq and is a predicted model, not a curated record. Gene Ontology annotation, molecular function: protein binding. NCBI's taxonomy places the organism in Eukaryota, Metazoa, Cnidaria, Anthozoa, Actiniaria, Actiniidae.